CCACCACUCCUCCCAGUGACUUCCAGUCCUACCCCUGGGCUAUCCAUUCAGACCAGUUAGACAACACGCCCCACGUGCUGACAGCUGGGAAGUCCCUGGCCGAACAGUGCCAGGCUGAGGGGAGAAGGAGCAGAGCGCCAAGGGCUGGGCACUGCCCAAGCAGGGGUAGUGGAGGCGGACUGCAUGCCCAGAACCAAGACUGUCCCACCCACUCCUCUGUCCCUGAGGGGACUGGACUGGGAGUGGGCCUGAACUGCCAGCCUUCCCAGCCACCUGGGUGUCUGCACGUGCUCAGAGAUGACUUUCCCAAAGUAGAUUCCCUGGCGUUGGGACAGAACCUGAGGAUCGAUGUCACUGGCACGCCGGGUGCCUCGGCUAAUCUGGCUCUACAACAGGAGUCUAUGUCCAAGUUCGUGUGCAUAGAUACGUGUGCACACGCUGGGGCAAAGGUGGCAAGCUCAGCAGGUUCCUGGAGGAUCCUGGGCACGCAGAAUCCUGGCACGCAGCGGCCUUGUGCCAGUGUGCCCAGGACAGAUCCAAAGCUCAGGCCUGCAGACCUCAGGCUUACCAGUUGCCAUCCCGUCUGGUCCAUCUGGUCCAGCAGCAGGGAGCAGCGCCUCCUGGAUGUCUCCCAAGGAGGAGCUCCGCUGCGGGGCGAGGAGGAGCCCCCUUCUCUGGAAGACUCCCCCACCAACUGCCAAGCCCACCCACACGCCGCAGGGCUCGCGUCAGGGACGUCACAGAGGCGGCGACAUCACAGGCACCGGCGUCCCCCCCCACCCCACCCGACCCCCGCAUCUCUACCGCCCCCCACAGCCUGCCACCAAAGAGCGCACUGGAGGCGGAGGGGCGGCAGCCACCAGCCCGCUCCCCGCCGCAGAGUCUCGGGGUGCCAUAAACCAAAACCAGUUCCAGCCAAUACAAGAGGAAGAAGACAUGGAGCUGGAGGACGAAUUGCUAGGGCCAGAGGUUCCCGAAGAAGAGGUCCCUCAAGUGGAGCCAGAACAGAAGCCCAAGCCCUUCCCACAGGCAGAGCCCAAGGCCAAACAGGAAGACCCCAAGCCCCAGGAGUACAGGGAAGAGUCCCCCCAACCCUACGGAGACGGGCUAACAAAGCCAGGCAUCAGACAGCUGAGCAUGAGGUCCAACUCCAGCUACGUGAGUUCCGUGGACGAGGACUACCGCUCCAUCCACGUGCAGACCUCCAGGCACCUCUUCUGGGUAGACAGGCUCAUCCAGGUGUCAGAACACAGCCUGCAACCAGUGAUCAGCACGCAGCCCGUCCAGAAGAGCACAAAAGAGACCACCAGAGGCCCAGCCCAACAGACGGUCCCCAAGGACCCUGAGAGCUCCAAGAAGCAGAGCCAGGACCCCAGCGCCCAGCAAGGCCCUCGAGACAAAGCCUCCCAGAAGACUCCAAGCCCCGAGCCGUCCUUCUGCGUGCCCUCCAUGGGCCUGGAAGAGCUGAUCAAUUUUGCAUCAACCCUGGCCAUGGCCUCCUCCAGCAGGAUGGACUUGCCCAGCUUGCAGCACAUGAUCAAGACCACACCCCAGAAGACCAUGCCACCUCCCACAGAGCCCGCCAUGGAUCACGCUGCCCAGCCCAGCACGGACAAGCCAGAGCAGGAGAAUCUCACAAAGGACGAGAAGCCACCAGAGGAACCAAGAGAAGUCAGGGAACCUCAGGAUGCCCCAAAGCAAGGCGAUAAGGACGUCCCUCACCCUUACCUUGACCUCGGCAAGCCAGGGUUCAAGAGGGCCACCAUUGAAGGGGAGCUGAAGUUUCUCCAGUCCCCGCCCAUGUCCCCUCAGCCAAAAGGAGCUGCAAAAGAGCCUGCACAGAAGCCUCAAAGACUGCUCACACAAGACCCAGGAGAGGAGCAGACUGGCAGAACCCAGAAGGAAAGGUUGCCGCAACGUGCCACCCUCCUGACCCAGAAGGAACCAGCUGCUGCCUUGGCCACAGGGGCUGAGCAGGCUUCCCAGAGGACCAGACAGCUCAAGGGCCUUGAGGCCACCCACACAGUACAGUCAGGCCCUCAGACCAGGUCUCAGAGAGGCAGCUUUGCAGACAAGAACCUGCUUCCCCUGACAGCACGGCAGCUGGCAGCAUUCCAGGAUGUCUUCAAACUGUUCAGCUCCAGCCCAACAGGCUCCGUGGACAUGCGCAGUAUGAAAACUGCCCUGUGCAAUGUGGGUGUCCAGCUGAGCCCUCAGGAGAUGUGUGAGGCUCUGCGGCAGGCGGACUUGGAUGGUGAUGGAACCGUAAGCUUCAAAGACUUCCUGGGUGUCCUCACUGACAGCCACCGCCUGGCUCAGUGCUUGGGCAAGGUGAGGAACAGCUGGGCCUGUGACCCCCAGGGCUUGCAAACCCUCUUCUUGGAGAUGCUGUUCAAGCUGAUGAGUCUGGGCUAUGUGCCCUUCAAGUCGGUACGGGAGGUGAUGAGCUACUACUCCAAGAAGCAGCGGUCUCUGCGGCUGAACGCAAGCCGGAAAGGUCGGUCCCGCAGCCACGGCCGCAGCGGGCGCUCUCACGCGGGCCUCGCGUUCUUCUGCCAGGCCGCGCGCCUCAUCGGCCUCUCCAAUGCCGAGCUGGCGCGUUCGCUGCACGGACUUCACAAAGCGGGUGCGCCCGGGGCUGGGCGGGGACCCGCGGGACUGGGGACUCUCUCUCACAACCGGCUUUCGGGAAGGACCCCCUUCUCUUCCUCCUCCUCGCUUCCUCGCCCCAGGAGCGUGCAGCCCCUACUCCCAGAUACCUAGCCUGAACGGGCGGUCGCAGCCGGAAUCCCUCACGCAGAGGCGAACUCCGCGCCCCGACGUCCGACGUCCCAAGUCGUCCCAGCCCAGUCGCCCCAAGAGCGGGCGGCUCAGCCAAGGUGAAAGUCGACAAAGGCAGAGCCAGAGGGCGGAGCCGGGUUAUGUAGAUAAGGGGCGGGACAUGUGAGGGUGGGGCGGGACCGAGAGGAUAGGGGCGGGGCAGACGGAGCCGGGACCCGACAGAUAAAUGGGACCGGCGGGGAAAGGAGGGACGGGCAGAAUGGAAGCAGAACUACAAGAAAUUGGGACCUGAUCCGGGGAGAUGCAAUAAGAGAUCACUCUGAUUGCCAUCUCCUGUUUGACCACUUCCAAUUUACCUUGAUUCACGAACCUAACAUUGCAGGUUCCUAUGCAAUAUUGUUCUUUACAGCACGACUAAGGAUCGACUAAGGAUAGGGCGGGGCAUAAGAAAAAGAGGCGGGGGACCCAGGUAGGAGGCAGGACUGGUGGAAAUGGGGCGGAGCCGGCAGAAACAGGGACUCAGGUGGAGCUAACCCUGCGUCUCUAAUCCGAGCCGCAAGCUUGACCCUCCGUACUCCCCCUCCGCGCUUCCGCAGGGUUCGCGGACCAGUUACUAGGGUGUAUGUGCCCUUCGAAACUGGCUCCGUGCCCCCAAACUCUGAUGCAGAAGCAGCCCUUCUCCCCCUCUCCGGCCUAUUUGCAGAGACCUGCUACGAAGAAAUUGUACAAGUAAAGUGUUUGCUGAGCGAAA
This is a messenger RNA of Cervus elaphus (red deer), 3532 nucleotides long. It is a transcript of the gene SPATA32, whose product is annotated as spermatogenesis associated 32. NCBI's taxonomy places the organism in Eukaryota, Metazoa, Chordata, Mammalia, Artiodactyla, Cervidae. Gene Ontology annotation, cellular component: perinuclear region of cytoplasm. The record is from RefSeq and is a predicted model, not a curated record. The coding region runs from base 625 to 2763 and encodes 712 amino acids. Gene Ontology annotation, biological process: spermatogenesis. The transcript has 9 exons. Gene Ontology annotation, molecular function: actin binding; calcium ion binding.